AAGCGGAAAUGCGAGGAAAUUUCCAAGAAGUCUGCCUCGAACGUGUUUCGUCUGAUUCCUCAAGGUUCGUGGGUAAUAACAAAUGCUGAAAAUAAGGUUAAAGCGUAUCGUCGGUUAAAGAUGUCUUCUCCAGGACAAGGAAAAGGUAACAAGCGAAAAUCAAAGGGAAGGGGAGGUAGAGGAAGAGGAAGAGGGCGACAACAGCUGCCAUCGACAACACCAGGAAGAAGUGAAGACGCCGCGAAGCUUCCUGAUGAAAAGAGUGCGGAUGAAGGACAGUUAGCUGGGGCAAGCUGUAUAAGUUCUAAUUCAGCAACACCUGCUAGUUUUUCAGAUUCAAAAGCCCAGUCCGAGAAUAAAAGCGGGCGGGAGAGCCGGUCUAAGACAGAUUCCAGUUUUAAGGCUUCAUCAACGCCUACAGCUCCUGUAAAGACGAAAGAGACCACAAGUCCUGUAGAACAUCGUGAGACGCUGCAGAAAUCAAGCCGUCCUUCUCCUAAAACAAAUGAGCCGGGAAAAUCAAUGCAACAGCCAUGUUCAGUAAAAGCUAUUAAGGCAGGAAAGUCACCUUCAUCAUCUCCAUCGUCUUCAUCAUCUGCCAGUAGAGGUAAACUUAUUUUAAUAGACCUUGUCACGGUUUUCGACGCCAUCUUGACGAUCGAGUAGGCAAAACGGUGCGAAAUUACAGUGUUUGUAUGAGAAUCUAAUGUCGAAUAUUUUCCAUAAAACGGCUGUUCUGAAAAAAAUAUCAAUUGUAAACUAAAGCUUCAAAGCAAUUCUGGGGGCGUACCUGUACUUAAAUUUCUCCAGACGCUUGCUUUAGAUUUUCCAUAUAUUUGUCUGUAAUUUUCCCGGGACUUUCUUACAGACAAAUGUAUGGAAAAUUUUAAAAAGUGGCUCUAAGUCUUCUGGUGCAUGUAACGCCCCCAAAUUUUUUUCAGUAGAAUCCUUAGGAGUGAAGCUUUAGNCGUCUUCAUCAUCUGCCAGUAGAGGUAAACUUAUUUUAAUAGACCUUGUCACGGUUUUCGACGCCAUCUUGACGAUCGAGUAGGCAAAACGGUGCGAAAUUACAGUGUUUGUAUGAGAAUCUAAUGUCGAAUAUUUUCCAUAAAACGGCUGUUCUGAAAAAAAUAUCAAUUGUAAACUAAAGCUUCAAAGCAAUUCUGGGGGCGUACCUGUACUUAAAUUUCUCCAGACGCUUGCUUUAGAUUUUCCAUAUAUUUGUCUGUAAUUUUCCCGGGACUUUCUUACAGACAAAUGUAUGGAAAAUUUUAAAAAGUGGCUCUAAGUCUUCUGGUGCAUGUAACGCCCCCAAAUUUUUUUCAGUAGAAUCCUUAGGAGUGAAGCUUUAGUUUACAAAUCAUAUUUUUUUUCAGAAGAGUCGUUUUACGGAAAUUAUUUGACAUUAGAUUCUCACACAAACACUUUCUCACGCACUUGCCUACUCGUCAAGAUCGCAUCGAAAACCGUGACAAGGUCUGUUUUAAAGAAAAAAUACGGUAGCCCUAAUCCUAUCUCCUAGUGGGUAACACCUAACAAUGAUGGAUCGAUCUCAUUCAAGCACAUACACCGUCUAUUUAGCCGGUGUGACAGGAGCUAGUAUAAAGAAUUUAUUUAUCAUUAAAUACCUAACUGGCUUCUGGCACUGUUUUCCUUACCCUUUUUUUAUGGCUCAAAUAGAGCGUUUUCACAUGAUGUCAUGGUGGCCAUAUGGGUGUUCCAAAACAAUAAAACGGCGGCCAUAUUGAUGUUCCAAACCAGUCCUGUGGGAGUUGAACUCUUUUCUUAUGUAAACGCUUUCUUUUGUUCCCAUAAAUUUUCAUAGACGCCGUGGCCACAUGAGUGAAAAUGCUCUAUUGUGAAAUCUCUUUAUUCUUUUAAAUUCUUAACUAAGAGUCUAAAAGUUAGUAUCUCUUUUGAGUAGAGCAUCCCCUAUAUUUUUAUACAUACCAGUAAAUGCAGUAAUACCGGAAAGUAAUUGAAGUUCAUUGGUCUGAGAGCUGGCAUCACUCUGUAAGGCAAAAAAAUUAUUAUUUGAGAUUAUUUGACACUGCAUUAAUAUAAAUAUUGAGAUUUUUUUCUCUCUUUAGCGUGGAAACAAUGACAGGCUUUCGCAUAAAAGUAUAGUGCAAAGGCAUUUUUGACAGAAAUAUUCUUCCAGGGGGUACCCAACAAAGUUGGAAAAUUACAGAAAUUCCAGGGGGUGGGAGGCGGGUAUGACAAGUAUCCUGUGAAAUGAAAAUUCCAGCAGGGUGAGGGUCUAAAAAAAAAGUGCCCUCCAUGGGGGAGGAAAGGGGGGAGGUAUGGAUGUUUCUUGGAACUACACAAUAUAUCUUUUAUUGAUACAGUAGACCAGCCUUUGAAGAAGGCUCCGACCAUUGCAAGUGAUACUACUGCUGAUGAUGAAAGAGAUGUUAAAUUAACAACCAAGUUUGGUUCUAGUUUGACUUCUGAAGGUAAAAACUUGAAUUUUUAACUUGUCUUUGAAUGAAAUGUCAAUUAACUUGUGAACGUUACAAAUGUGCCUGUUUGAUAGAUUUCAGAAACUUUCUGUUACCAUUGGUAAAUCUGCAUUCUUUUCUACUCACCAUGACGACCAUGAGGUUACCACAAUUAAGUUGUGGAUUUUUUCUUCAGGGCCCAACCAAUACUGACUCAAUACCCGAUGACUUGAUAUAGCAGAAAAAGGAAGGUGCUGCCCCCCCGGGGGGAGGGGUACUCAACUAAUGUUUAUACGGGGAGGUUCAGCCUGAAGGUCAAACCCUUUACCCUUUUAAAUACCAUUUUUCACAAAAAAGGUACCCCUUCUGACUGUAUACUUUCUAUUGACAAAUGAUACCCUUUCACAUACCUUGUUUAGAACUUUGCAUCCCUUUUAACUGCUGUAAAUGCACUGUCUUGUAAAUAGGAAUCAAUCAUAAAAAUAGAACGUUUUUUCAAUGUUUAAAAGCCUUAAAAUUCAUCUGUUAGCCCUUUGGGCCCUUUCACAGACCCAAAUGACAGAUUUCCGUAUUCUUUUAUAUACUUCAGCUGGUGAAAUCCCUACCCUUUGUUAUACCUGAAGCCUGAAAAAGAUACCCCUUUUGGGUGGAGCCUCCCUGUAUAGGCCAUUAUAGGGAGUCCCCCCCCCCCAGGUGCUGCCCUUGCCUUUAUAACGAUUAGACCUCUGUAUGGCUCAGAUUACAAUGUAGAAUUGGGCAUAACACAGUGCCCUUAAUUUAGUUAAUUUCAUGCAAAAUAUUACAUUGACACUUGGAUAUAGUAGGUAAGUUUAAGUAUCACUGAUGUAUCAUUCUUACCUAUUUUAUCACAGCCCGCCAAACUCAAGUAGCUUACCAUCGUCCUAAAAGGCCUGACUAUGGCAUUGAAGGCCAACCUAUUGCAUUAAGAGCAAACUAUUACCCCAUUAAGAUCUCACCUGGGCUUUCUGAUCUGUAUCACUAUGAUGUGAACGUAACACCUAAUCUUAAAGAGAAAAGAGAAGUUGUCGAUGAGAUCAUUAGAAAGUACAAGGAUACAACAUUCCAAGGUCAUGUACCUGCUUUUGAUGGGAAGAAGAACUUGUACAGUAGAAUUAGACUUCCUGUGGGAAAUGGACAAGGAGUGGUAAGCAAAGUUUAUUACUCGAUACAUAUUGUUCAUCUAAAAGUAAAGUUCGUUUUUUUCAGUGAAUUAUGCCAGUUUGUCUCUCCUUUAAUCAGUUCAGUAAGGUUCAGUUCAGUUUAUUUAUUUAGCCAACUGAAUAAAAUACAUAUUAAUUAUCAGGGGCGUAGCCAGCUUUUCGACUAGUUGUAGGCCUGGCUGACUUUCAUUUCCACAUAUCCUGAAAAUUGCACGCAUGACCAGUACGCACUGACCUCACCAAAACUUUGAGCUCUUAAUAAGCUUUCUAAUUCUUUUUAGCUCACCCCAAGAACGCGUCUGAUUUAUUUACAAGCGGUAGAGUGAUCAAGCCAAAAAUUUGUAGGCCCGGGCCCACGCUGUCUAUGGGCUGGCUACGCUCAUGAUUAUUAACAGAAACUCAUGAGGGUCAGGGUUGAAACUUACAACUCUCAUAUGUUUGCUUUGUCCGACAGCUCGUGAACGACGUAUUGAAAUUUUACUCUAGGUAAUUCAUGGCUUACAUGCAACAGAGCCGAUGGUUACGAAAACGUCACCAAAGAUGAACUCGCGCUGCCUCAAACUUUAUCCGGCACUAGCAUAUUCGAUCUCUUUUUGUUCGUCAAAUGUUAGCAAAUGUUUCUGGAGUUGAAUUGUGAUGACUUUAUCGAGAUUCAGGAAAAGAAAAAGAAAGUAGUUGUCUUGUCGUUUCGCCCACCACACAACCGAAACGUGAAGUUAGGCAUUCUUACGUCGAAGUUGUGCCAUGACGGCAAAGAAAUGUACACGUACAAAAAGGCUUGCAAAUAUCUAUUUGUUGUACUCUGUUCAUAUUCUUCCUUUUCUUGUUUUUUCGAAUAUGAAGUCUGAACUCAGUGUCAAGUUAAGCGGUGAAGGUGGUGGUAAAGACAGACAUUUUAAGGUUGGUUCUUUACGGGCGUAACAUAUUGCUCUAUUCAAUUCCUCUUUGCGUCUUAUUUAUUUUGUAACUAAUAGACAGUAUGUGAAUAUGGUUUAUUAGAAAUCUUUAAAUCUCUCUUGAAUGAUCCUUAAUAUCUGUAAAACGGUGGUACCUACGAACUUGUUAGAUAUUUUUUCUCGUGUAGAUUCUUUCUAUUCCUGUAACAGAACUGCAUAAACUGAGAAAACAGAAGAGCCCCUCUUUUUCGCGCACUGGAUGUAAUAUUGGAGUUAACUUGAAUAUCCCCCUUCCGGUUUCUCUCUUCUCAUCUGCCUCCAGAAACGCCUGAUACUCAGGCUAUAUUGGAACAAAUAAGGGAAUCUUCAAAAUUGCAGUCUACUCCUUAAAGGCAUUCUCCUGGACUCUACUGUGACCUGUGACAUCCCCGAGAGAAACUGUACCCCUUCCUAGACAUCACGUGGAAAACGGGAGAAGAGAGAACACCUUACCGGACUAGGCUGCAAAAAUUGCAUUUAAGUCUAACAUUUCUACAGCUUUUAGAACACUAGAAAACUGUUGCUGUUGAUUUGUUAUUACAGAAAAUCCCAAGCCUUCAUCCGGUCGUUGCUAAGUAACUGUUUUUAAAAUUCCCCUUUUUAAUGCAGAAAAGUUAUGGCGGGGAUAGAGAAUUUUAGAGCUGCAUGAAUUUGUUCGUGAGCAUUUCCCCUUUUUUUUUAGUUAAUUUUGAAUCCCUUUGCAUGUACUUUUUUGUACUUCGCCCCCCUCCCUUAUAAUUUUUCUAAUGGUCCGUCCCUGAUGCUUAUUUCCUUCGUUCACGCAUCCUUUUGGCCUUUUUCUAUCUAAUUUAGUCUUAUUACUAGUCUUAUUUUAUCUCAUUUAAUUUUCGAACUUCCUUGUUGCUCAUUUAUCUUUUCAUUGGUGUAAACACUACCCGCCCAGAUCUGCAACUGCUGGCUGUUCAGUAGCUUUCGACUUUAAACUGCAGUGUCUCAAAAACUAUGAUAAAAAAAAGUUGUGUAAAUUGUCUGUUGGAUUUCUGGAGGGUUCACUGUUGAACUUAUUUACCAAAAACACUGUUUCUCUCGUUUCUUUCCCGCAAGGUGAAAGUCCAGUUUGCUGGGCAAGUGAGUUUAUAUGAGUUGAAAAAGUUCUUAGAUGGUGAGGGCAAUGGACAAGCCCCUCAAAAGGCUAUUCAAGCUUUAGACAUCAUAAUGCGUCAAGGGAUGCCGUCUCUUAAAUUCAUGCCAGUUGGGAGAUCUUUCUUUCCUAUAUUUGAUGGGUUUGCCCGUCCUUUGGGGGAAGGUUGUGAGGUACGGUUUGGUUUCUAUCAGUCUGUCAGGCAUUCAGAGUGGAAGGUACCACUAUUAAACAUUGAUGGUAGGUAGUUCUUGGCAAGUAACCGUAUUCAUUUUUAAACAGUACAGUAAAACCCCGCGAUUAGGAACCUGGAUUUUCCCAAGUUAGCCUUAAAAGGUUCUUAUUUAUAAUAUAACUAAGAUAAAACGCGCGUUCCGAUUGGUUAAAAACCUAUGGUUUAUUGUGCCGGUAAACUCACAGAAAACUCCGUUUUACUUAAAGUUCAUUCAGUAUAAAAGCAAUAGACCACACUUCCUAUGGGUUUACCGCCGUGAUACUCCACUUGGGAUGUUCGGAGAACACUCGAAAAGUAAAGAAGCUUUUCUUGUUCCCCAACAUCCCGCGUGGGUUUUCACGCCGGUAAACAUAGAAAGUGUGGUCUAUUGCUUAAAUAAAUGGCAGUUAGCACAAGUUAAUGCUAUUUAGGUUAUUUAAUAGGUUCUUAUUUUCCAAAGGAAAAAAAUAUAUUAUUGGAGAGUGAAUACCGUAUUUAUUCGAAUAAGCGCCGAAACUCGAAUUAGCGCCCACCUCGAAUAAGCGCCCAUCCUAAAGGCAGAAAACGUUAAUAGGCGCCCAGCCUCGAAUAAGCGCCCACCCCAACCCCUCCCCCCUCCCCUUCCCACUCAAACUCAGAUAAGCUGUAUCUGCUUCUGGGGCGGCUAACCCAUUUGCUGACGUUACGAUGUCGGACAUCGAGGAGGCAGCACCAGAGAAUUCAUUUAUUGACUUGAGUGACAACGAGACCGAGUUUGAAAUUGAAUAAGUACUAAUAAGAGACUUCCCCGAAGACGGAAUUUUUUUUCAGAGCAUUUUACAGAAAUCUUUUCUUUGUUACAUCUUUUCGCGUUUUGUUAUUACUACAAUAAUAGCAAUAACAAUAAUUUAUUACAUACUGCACUUGCUGAAAAUGGUGAAUAUUUAAUAAGCGCCCACCUCGAUUAAGCGCCCACUCUCAGGGUCCAAAAAUUUAAUAAGCGCCCAGGGCGGUUAAUCGAAUAAAUACGGUACUAAUAAUUCUUGCUGAUAUAAUUUGUAUACUGUAUUUAAUUUGUAAUUGUAUCAAUAACAGUUAUAAGGCACCUAUAUCUCCAAAGAGGAUUCUGAAUGUUGACUCUGUAUCUUAUUUGCCCAAGUGCACAGAAUUUUUUCACAGAUUUUAGAAAAUAAGAACCUCUUUCAAAUUUUAGACUUAACAGAUUCUCAUAUAGAGGGGGCUUAAUUGGCAAAUUUUAGCCAAUAAACAGGUUCUUAGAAUUCAAGUUCUUAUUGGUCGCGGGGUUUUACUGUACUCAACCUUUCCGACUCCCUCUACCCCUCCCCUUACUGGAGUCAUGAUGAGGUGGCCCAGUUUGAGGCAUCCUCGGAGACCCAGGGGCGGUUAGUCGGGUCGAUAAAAUGUUGGCGGUGAAAGUUUAUAGUAACUUUCACCACGAACAUUUUAUCGGCCCGACUAACCGCCCCUGUAUGGUGUACCAUCUCCGCCAAAAAGCAAACUUGUAACUCAACAUCCAACUUUACCGUUGUCAACAUCGGACUUUACAGUCAACAUAGAACUUUGUUGUUAUCAACAACGGACUUUACAGUUGUCAACAUCGAACUAUUGACUCAACAUCCGACAUUACAGUUAUCAACAGCGGACCAUUGGCUCAACAUCGGACUUUAGUUGACUAUUUGUAACUCAACAUCCAACUGCACAGUUGUCAACAUCGCACUAUUGACUCAACAUCCGACAUUACAGUUAUCAACAGCGGACUUUGUCACGUCAACAAAACAAAAUGUUCGACUUUGCCAAACGCCAUGUUCGUCUUCGUAAAGUUCGAUGUUGAGUUCUCUUCGUGCGUGCCAAAUCCGCCGAUAAUUAUGGGAUUGCCAGAAUGACGUCACUAUGGCAAAGCCUCGCUCUCGUGUGAAAAAAGAUGGCGGACUUGAGGAGUGUUAUUGACAUGUUGAAUGAUCUAGUCNCUUGACGAAUAAAAGCACACUGAGGCUGACGGAGCCGCUCUUAGUGAUUCUGUAUUCCUUCCACAAAAUGCUUUUUGUUAUUUAAUUUCGCCUUUUGUAAUAUGUUGCAUUUUUUUUUGCUUUCUACCGCUCAGGGCUUCGUGUUGAAACCAACCAUCUUCCCUACAAAAGAAAAUACACAGUGUGGGGCGUGACAAAGGAGUCAGCAGAUAAGCGACAGUUUGAAAUCGAUGACAAAGACAGUGGAAGGAAAUAUAAACUAACUGUGGCUGAGUAUUUUAAAGAAACUUACAAGAUGGAGCUAAGGUGCACAUUUGCUGUUUUUGUGUGAUUUAUAGAGACUUUAUAGAAUCACCUUUACUACAAACGUCAAUGUAGACCAAGUGAUUAAGAUUUUUCUUUUACUUGUCGUUUAAUGUUCAUAAGGCCAAGGCCAAGGCCAAAUGUCGAACUUUUUAUGAGACGAAUCGAAUUAUAAUUUGAGUAGACCUAAAUUAAGUUAAGUUCGUCUUUUGGGUCAGACGUCGAACUAAUAGUCGAACCAAUCAGACAACAAAUGGGACCAGGGGGUCUCAAAUACCGGAUUGUGAUUGCUUGAAUUUUCUCCCGAAAUUUAUUGGGUUUUCAGCUGCUUUAAACCGCCGCCCGGUUAGCUCAGUUGGAAGAGCGCCGGUCUGCUGAGCGGGAGGUCGUGCGUUCAAACCCCGGCCGGACCAUCAACCAAGGCCUUUAAAGACCUGGUGAGAUCAUGCUAGCUGUGACUAAAACCCCUUUCUCAGUUCAGAUGAUCGUGUCAUUGGGCGGUGGCGUUAAGCUGUUGGCCUUGUCUCCUUCAUCCUUGUACUCCAGUUAGAAGGGGACGUAAAAGAACCCGUGACAUUGUUCGAAAAGAAUAGGGGACGUAGGCCCCAAUGUCAUGGUCUAUCCGACUUAUGCCGUCAUCGGUCUGGUUGGGCGAGGUGUGAUCAAAGCAUGGACUGAAGUGGCUGCAAGAGUGCGCCUUUCCAUGCUGACAUCCGAUCUCACCUCUCUGGUUCCUCCGCAAUUUUACCACUGGCUACAAGUGAGGAAAAUUGGCAUCAUAUGUCUUUUUUAAUAUUUCAAUCGGUAUAUUAAAAAAUAAGGGCGACAUCAAUCAGGAGGGUCAAGAAACGUGCAACCACUUUCAGACAUCCCGGGAAAGUUCACAUAAUUUAAGCCAUACACGGUAAUAAAAUGCAAAGUUUAUUUUUCAAAUUCACAAUCUGCCGAACAUUUCUUUUCUAGGACGGGCAGAUUAUCGGCCGCUUUUUUGGGAAAUGAUCCUACGCUCCUCCGAGUGUGUGGCGGAAAUCGAGCUUGGAAAAAAAAAACAUUUAAAGCGUAUGCACGAAGUACAACGGCUGAUAUCGACAGGUUUACGAGAUAUUCAUAACUGGAUAACAGAUGAGCGCAUAGUUUUUUAAAGUGUUUACGUGCACGUGUGGCACAGAGACUGUGCACGGGAGAAUCCCGAAAGGUAUUGUGGGUGGUUUUGAGUUCACUGUUUGUUCAAAAAAAAUGAAAGAGUAGCACGAGCGACCAUGGACGUAUGUUUGUGACUGCUAAAAGAAGGCAGCAAAACUAUGUUCGACAUAUAUGUUUAACUAACGAACUGAGGGGAAAAAAGUGCCCAUGAAAUGGUAAAAGAUUUAACACGUGGUCAGGGAAAGCUUCCAAGUGUCUCUUCAAAGCCUGUUUUAACAAGCUUUUAAAACAAUAUCAUUAAAACACUUUAUUAUUCAUUCAAAAUAUUUCCCCAAUUCUGAUUGGCUAAACGGAGGCAUAAUUCACCAUAACCAGUUACUGAUGACCAAAUUUGGAAGAAUUUUGUGUUUAACGAGGAAAUGACGUCAAAAAUGCAGCCCGCUACUGGUUCACAGGUUAAGGCACCGUUACCGAGAAGACCUGGUGACGAGGUUGAGUUGUUUUGGUUGAGAAAGAACUACAGCUGGAACUAUUGGAGGUGAAAUAAUAGCUAAAAACAUGGCAAAAACAGAAAGAAGACAACUCGGAGGGCGACGUCUCCUAUUUGGAGAAUAUUUGCGGAGCUGGACAAACCUAAACGUACAUUAUCGAAAAUGAACUUAACAUCGAUGCAGGUAAGCAUGUUUUAGCUAGCUUCGGCCUCGGUGGAUAACACCCUUCUCGAUCUGCUUAAUUCUUCAUAUCCUACUCAGCCUCAUUCAUUAAUUGUAGCUUUCAAAACACACUUUUUUCAUAGCCAUUUGCUUUUUACAAAACAACGCGUUCCUCUUAGGUAAAUUUCCUGGCCUGGUUUCUGGAAAAAUUUAUAACUUUCAUUGUCUUGAGACACAGGCAAAGAAUUUUAAAACUUUUUUACUGGAUUUAACUCUUGGCCUCCGGAAACGGGGCGAAGUAUUAGAUGUCCUAAGAACAGUGGUUUAAGGGUAUAUCCCAAACAAGUUUAACUAUGAAAGAAUAGGUUUUUUAUUUUACUUAUCUAAAACGUCCUAAUUUAAAGUUAGGCACUUAUUGAAACGAAUACCUGCCAUUAAUACUUACCAUGCACUAUCAUAAUCAAUGGCCGUUGCUUUUAGAUACGCUCAUCUUCCUUGUUUGACAGCCGGACCAAAGAAAGACCGUUAUCUACCUAUGGAUGUGUGCACAGUUAUACCUUCCCCGAGAAAACAUUUAACUGAAGAGCAGACUUCAAACAUGAUUAGGAACACUGCGCGCCCUGCACCCGAACGGCAACAAAACAUUGACGAAUGGGUAGGCUUUUUUUGCCAAGUUUCUAUUGUCUUAUAGAAGCCCGUGCGGGUUUGAGAGGCAACAAAACUUGUCAAAUAUAAUAGGGCUGAAGAAUGCCAAGUGAGACUAGCACUAGUGCAUUGAAAAGGCUAGUUCCUUCCGCGUCCCCUCCAGUUUCCACUGACAUUUUGACACGAGAAACAGUUUUCAGGUAGUGGGCGAGGUAUAGGGCAGAUUGAGAUUUUUGUAUAUGUGCAUACAGGCUCUCCCGUUCUCCCCUCCCGCCGUUUUUCGCUCGUUCGUUAUUUCACUGCUCGCUUGCUUUUUUCGCUCGUCCGCACAGAGCGUGGCACAGGCUAGUGUAUCCCACGCAUAUAAUAGAGGUGAUAACUUUUUUUCGGUAUAAAUCUAUAAAACCAAAUGUUUUAUGAUUUCAAUUUGUUUCAUUUUUACUUUGUUAGGUUUAUGAAAGGGCUAAACUAAGUGAUGAAGGCAAAUUCAAAGGAAAGCGAAUAUUUUAAACUGAUUGAUGUUUACUGUAUGUCUCAUGUUUUUAGCAAAUUAAGACGAGGAUUUUCUUUUUGCAAACCCACACAGGCUACGAAGUACGCGGAAUUCAGCGCAGAGUACUUAGAGAAGGAGUUCGGAAUCUCUGUACACUCUGAAAUGGUCAAAGUGGAAGGCCGUGUGUUACCAGCACCUAAUCUUUCUCUUGGACCGCAAGAUGAAGUACUGACCCCUCAAAAGGGAGGAUGGGAUUUACGCGGCAAACAUUUGCACAGUGGAGCUCAGUUAAGUGUAUGGACCGUGGCGUGCUUUGCCUUGGAGCCUAAUCAGUACAGUGAUGGUUUGCUGAGGAAGUUUUUCAAGGCAUUGACCAACAUGUCGUGUCGGGAAGGAAUGAAAAUGGCACAACCAGUUGAUUGGCGAUACUUCGAAAGCAGACAUGAGGUAAGAUAGGUUUUUUUGGGGCAGUUCUUGAUACUGUGGAAGUCUCUUUUUAGUUAGCUUUCACGUUGUGUGGUGACUGUUAUUUGGUGUCUUGACAUUUGCAUCUAACCGUUAUUUUCAAGAAACGGAGAGACAUCCAAACGAUGCAUGUUGACUUCAGUGGUGUCUCCUGUCGCAGGAUGGUCCAUGUUUUUUUUGUGUCGUGUCCUAUGCUCCUUACUGUAUUUUCCAUUGUGACCUUACGAAAGCAUGCGCUCACGUUUGCUUUAACAAUUACUUUCUCGCCCUUAUUUCACUCUGAGUGUACUUUUGCCGUCUUUAUACGCCUUUGUUUUGGUCUCCGUAGAGGUGUGGUGGCCGAGCGGUUAGCACCCUAAACGUCGGACCUGUAGGUCCCGAUCCACUGUCUUCCUUCACGUAGGAUGGACAAGCACCCAAUCCAGGGGGGUAGCAGUAGUAAUACUCCUUACCUAGGUGCUUCUUGCUACUGAAACCAAGAUAUGUACAUGUGGGUCUCCUCAGCUCUUCCUUUUGGCUUGUGUUGGCCUUUAUCUUAUACCUCUUUCGGUUGCUAGUUCAUUCAUUUUCGUUUGUCUGUUUGCCGAUUUUAGGUAGAAGGUUCAUUUCGUGGGUGGCAACAGAAAUUUCCAAACAUACAGCUUGUCAUGGUUAUUGUUCCAAUGAAGAACAAUAAAGAAAUUUAUGCUGAAGUCAAACGAGUGGGUGACAACGUGCUUGGGAUUCCUACCCAAUGUGUCAAGAUCAAACAGGUUGAAGAUGCGAAACCGCAAGUCUGUGCCAACCUGUCGAUGAAGAUUAAUGCAAAACUAGGAGGAGUGAACCAUGUUAUUCAUCCUUCAGUCCAGUUCAAUUACGUUAUCAUAUUUGGCGCUGAUGUUACUCACCCCUCUCCUACUGAAAAAGAAAUUCCAUCAAUCGCUGCUGUAGUGGCAAGUAUGGAUGUCAAUGCUGCGAAAUACCAUGCGCGAGUUCUUGCACAGAAACACGAGAGGUCUGGAGGUGCACAGGAGAUUAUCGAUGAUCUGGCCGUCAUGGUGAAAAAGUUGCUUUUUGAUUUCUACAAAGAAACAAAAGGAAGGAAGCCUAAGCGUAUCAUAUUCUACAGAGACGGAGUAAGCGAAGGUCAGUUUGAUCAAGUGCUCGUUCAUGAAGUGCGCGCUGUGCAAGAAGCUUGCGAAAUGCUUGAAAAAGAGUAUCACCCACAAAUUACAUUCAUUGUGGUUCAGAAAAGACACCACACGAGGUUGUUUUGUGAAGACAUGCGAGAUGCAUCCGGGAAAGAUCAAAAUGUCCCACCAGGCACCACUGUGGAUAGAGGGAUCACCCAUCCCUAUGAGUUUGAUUUCUAUUUGUGCAGCCAUUACGGAAUUAAGGUAGGCUGUCAACUUAUCUUAAAGAUCACAUUUUGAAUAGACCUUUUUCAUUUGUCUUUUUUGUUUUCACAAUGUGUUUUCUUGGUAGAAAUAGAAAGUCGGCUUGUCAGGGUGAAUAUAUCAAAUUUCGAAAGAGAAUUUUCCCUUGAUUCCUAGCAAACGGUCUACAGACCUUUCCCACACUCCACUCCGGUGGCGAGGCACACAUGAUGUAACGAGGUCAAGGCUUGGGUGGGCAAUAUCAUGCAAACUUGUACCGUAUUUUGCUCUGCGUUGGUACCUUUUUCCAUGCGAAUGCGGGAAAGAGUUCAAUUAUCGACUAGAAAACCUCUUUGAAACAAAAUAAAUUGCUUUUUUGUCUAUUUAUAUGAAUGCAAAGAAAUAUAAUCAUCGAAACGAAAAUUAAUGUGAAAACUGAGCUUUUAACCUUCUCACCAGCUUUCAGUCUGUUUUUCGAUAUAUUAGGUACCUUAACUCUAUAUCAUAGUUAAGCUUUGUGGUUUAAACUUCAUAGAUUAAUUAAUUAACUAUAGCAAACUUCUAUAUAUAUAUAUAUAUAUAUAUAUAUAUAUAUAUUCUUGUAUUCUGGGUAGAACGUAUUUCGUAGAGCGUUCAAUUCAUUUGAAACAGCACUGUCGCAAUAAACGAUCAAUGAUUACUCCUGAAGCCUGAACCCCUGUGAUUAUACAUAUAUAUAUAUAUAUAUAGUUUGUACAAAGGAGAAUGGACUACAUAUGUUGAUUUGAAUCCUUUAUUGACCCAUAUAUAUAUAUAUAUAUAUAUAUAUAUAUAUAUAUUUAAACUUCAUAGAUUAAUUAAUUAACUACAGCAGUUUUCUAUAUAUAUAUAUAUAUGUAUAUAUAUAUCUAUAUAUAUAUAUAUAGAAAAUUGCUGUAGUUAAUUAAUUAAUCUAUGAAGUUUAAACCACAAAGCUUAACUAUGAUAUAGAGUUAAGGUACCUAAUAUAUCGAAAAACAGACUGAAAGCUGGUAUAUAUAUACACCCGUUUUCAAAAAGGUUUUCAUAUAGAGAGAUAUAUUGAUAGAUAUAUACUUUUGUUUUCUUGCACGUGCGCCAGUGUGCAAUAAAAUAAAACUCGGUUGAACGAUAAAUUUUUUCUUCGUCGGGUUCUUUGUUCCAAUUUCAAAGGAACAUGUCGUUUGAGUUUUUUUUAGAAAAAAGCUUCCGCCCUGCAAUACAAUUUUGCAAUGGCGAAUUAUAUGACUGAUUUUGGGAAUGAGGAAAACAGCCCGCGAAGAAGCCGAGUUAUGCGGUGUCACCAAAUUGAUAGGCCAAAUGUCAUGGGAUCUGAAGAAGGUGGCGAAGCAUUUUUAUUGACGGGGUGUAUUAAAAAAUACGCUGUCCAGGGGCGUGCUUAAGAGAAACUGUUAAACUAACCUGAAAACAUUUGUGGCCGAGAAUUUAUUCUGUCUUCAGUGCGACGUUGCCUUACAGGCCGUGAUUUUACACGAAAAAAGGUGAGACAUUAAUAUGUAUGAUCCGCUCAUCAUGGUUAUGAUAAAAUCUACUUCUAUAAACCUAGUCAACGUCUUGGUCCGUUUUAAUCAACUGCUAUGAUAUUUUUGCUCCUUCCCACAUAUCUAAUAUCGACAUCAACCGUCACAUCUUCCUUCUCAGGAAAAAAAAUCAGCGGUUUCGAAAACACUUCUUUUUUUUCAUUUCAUCUGCGUUGCUGUGAAAACGAAAAUCUUUGAUGAUUUUCUCCUUAUCCUGAAACUACAACAAAUAUAUGACCUACAACUAACCGAAUUCUGCAUUCUUUUAUUUUCAAAAGAAUGCAAAUCAAGAGAAUUGCAGACAAUAUUCGUGCAUUCUCUUUUUUAUUGACAAAAAUUGGAAAAAAGAACCUCACGAAGAGAGAAUUUAUCGCUGAACCAAGUUUUUUCACAAGUUGGACAAUAAGAAGUGAAAAAUGCGCACGGGCGCACGUGCAAGAAAACAAAACUAUAUAUCUAUCUAUAUAUCUCUCAAUAUGAAAACCUUUUUGAAAACGGGUGUAUAUAUAUAUAUAUAUAUAUAUAUAUAUAUAUAUAUAUAUAUAUAUACAAACAGAAAACACCCCUUUGUAAGUUGUCAGUUGGUGGUACUGUUUGUUGGUUUGUCUUUUCAUUUUUUACCAAAUAAUAGUUUUCUGUGAUUUUCAGUGUGGGAUUUUCUUUUUCCUUGUCUUCUUCCUUGUGUCGUUUCAGGGGACAAGCCGACCAACACACUAUCACGUUUUAUACGACGAAAACGGUUUUAAGGCUGAUGGACUUCAAAAGCUCACAUAUCAACUGUGCCACGUUUACGCCCGAUGCCCGCGGAGUGUUUCCAUGCCAGCCCCCGUAUUUUAUGCUCAUUUGGUAGCCUUCCGUGCCAGAUACCACGUGACUUAUGGGAGGUGAGAGGCGUAAUAAUAACAACAAGAGGAAAUAGUAAUAGCAUUUUAGCUGCCUAUUUGCACCCUACCUUACAUCAGAUGAACCAGUAAUUCUUGAAGCUGACACUUGAUAUAUUUUAAGAACUCUCGUCUUAAACGAUUACUGAACACUUUUCUGUUGACUGUUCUCUACCUAGGGACGGUGAAGCUAUUGAUUUGGAGAGGUCAGCCAAAGCCAUAGAAGUUAGUGACAAAAUGAAGCAGGAGAUGUACUUCAUUUGA
Porites evermanni is the source of this 15580-nucleotide messenger RNA. The record is from the annotation of a GenBank genome assembly. NCBI's taxonomy places the organism in Eukaryota, Metazoa, Cnidaria, Anthozoa, Scleractinia, Poritidae.